Messenger RNA from Cokeromyces recurvatus, 1373 nucleotides. RefSeq lists its product as uncharacterized. The coding region runs from base 109 to 1266 and encodes 385 amino acids. Lineage: Eukaryota; Fungi; Mucoromycota; Mucoromycetes; Mucorales; Mucoraceae. The transcript is spliced from 4 exons. Gene Ontology annotation, cellular component: cytoplasm. Gene Ontology annotation, molecular function: guanyl-nucleotide exchange factor activity. The record is from RefSeq and is a predicted model, not a curated record.
GUUUUCUCUUUUUCUUUCUUUUCUUUUUGAACUUGUCUUUUUUUUUUAUAUUUAUAUUCAUAUUUAUAUUUAUAUUCAUAUAUAUUUAUUUUGGGGCAAUAUUAAGAAAUGAAUCGGCCUGAAUUACAAGAUGCAUUCUCAAAAACAUUGGAUACUAAGCCUCGUCAUUCAUACGUAAAUCAUAUUAAACAACAAUUUCAGGAAGAGGAGGUCGGUAACAAACGAGUUAAUGGUUCAACAGUAAACAGACUUUCUCGUGUUUUUGAAGCAACUCAUCUUGAUAAACCUCCACUCCCUAGUAAGCCUCCAAUAUUAAAUUCAUUAUCUACAGAACAAAAGCCUCAGUCUAUUCAAAGGCCUCAACUCCUUAUUCACACAGCAGAAAUUGAUGAGACACAACUAACAUUUAAAGAUCUUCGUGCAAAAUUUCAACAAGAAAACUCAAUUCCCACUAAAAGUCCUCAACAAAUUAACUACAGACCACCUAUACCAUUAAAACCUUCAAAAACAGGUCCACCUUUAUUACCAGAAAAAAUAAUUCUAGCAGCUAAAACAGGACCGCCCGCUUUGCCCAUAAAGCCAAGAACAAAUAAUCAAAAAUAUACCGAGCCAUCGCAUCACCCAUUACCACCUUUGCGACAAUACCAGUCAUCAACACAACAACUUGAGCCCAAUGAUGCUCUUCAUCGAGCUUCAAAUUUAGCUAGUACAUCUGCUUCAAUAUUAUCUAUUCCUACUAUGUUAUCACGAACAGAGACAGGCAAUAGUAGUAUCCUUAGUACCACUUCAACUUCAUCUCAAGCAUCUUCUUUUACGAAUUCAAAACGAGGCUGGCACAUUAGUAAUUGGUUCACAAACCAACAACAUCAGCAACAGCGACAACAAAACGAACACUUGAAAAACUCAAUUCGAAGGCCCGACUCAGAUAAUAGUAAUGAUGAAGAAAAUGAACCAGCUAAAACUGUCUCCCCUCAAUAUACAGCAGAUAUAAAACCGAAUAUAAUAGAAAAGCGUAGAAAAGUAGUUGAGGAAUUGAUAGAGACAGAGAAAUCAUAUCAGAAAGAUAUGACUUUAUUAAAAGAUAUUUAUUAUGAUGGAGCAUGUAAAGCAGGCGUCUUUUCAAAAUCAGAUAUGCGACACUUGUUUUCAAAUUUGAUCAACAUAGUUGAAUUUGAGAAGACUUUUGUUACCCUUUUGGAGACUUCUUGUGAGCAGGACUCAAUUGGAUCUUCCUUUAGUGAAAUGGUAAAGUAUGCGUACUAUUGAUAGUAUUUAUAGCGAAUAUUGUAAAAGGCAUGAAGAUGCUGUAUUCAAAUUGCAAGAAUUAGAAAUUCAACCCAAAGUGCAGAUGUUUUUAAACGAAUGUAAAGAAC